Molecule: messenger RNA, 723 nt
Organism: Nicotiana attenuata
Lineage: Eukaryota; Viridiplantae; Streptophyta; Magnoliopsida; Solanales; Solanaceae
Exons: 2
Coding region: 1-723 (240 amino acids)
Source: RefSeq, a predicted model, not a curated record
AUGAGUGAGAUGAAGGAGACAGGUGAAGACAAUGCAAUGUCUUCUUUCACUUCUCAAGAGGAACCUGGUACUUCCAUUACCACCCCUGAAGCAGAAGAAAGAGUUGGAGAUGCAGUGCAAGGCACUCCCCAAGAACAAAUCAAGGCUUGUUGUCUAAGGAUUCAAUCAAGAGGAAAGAUUGACAAUACAUUGUCUUUGAAGAAACAGGGAAGGAACCUGCUCAUUGAUCAGAUUUAUGUGGAUGACAUCAUAUUUGGAGCUACAGCUAACUCAUUAUGUGAAAAAUUUGCUAACCUCAUGGGAAGUAAGUUUGAAAUGAGUACGAUGGGGGAACUGAAUGUCUUCCUGGGUCUUCAAGAGAAGCAGUCCAUAAAGGGAACGUGUAUCAGUCAGAAAUGCAUCAAAGAACUCUUGAAAAAAGUUUGCCAUGGAAGCAUGGGAAUCAUUGGAUCUCUACUCUACCUUACUGCCAGUAGGCCAGACAUUGUAUUCAGUGUGGGAUUACGUGCAAGGUUCCAAUCAAAUCCUGAGGAAUCUCAUCUGGAGGCUGCUAAGAAAAUCCUGAGAUAUUUGGGCAUACAGAACCUGGUUCUGUACUAUACUUCAGGGGACAAUUUCAACCUUAUUAGUUAUGCUAACGCUAAUUAUGCAGGUUAUCUAGAAGACAGGAAAAGCACAUCUGAAAUGGCUCAUUCCCUUAGAUCAUGCUUUAUAACUCAGUAG